Spodoptera frugiperda (fall armyworm) is the source of this 1336-nucleotide messenger RNA. It is a transcript of the gene wgn, whose product is annotated as tumor necrosis factor receptor superfamily member wengen. The record is from RefSeq and is a predicted model, not a curated record. The coding region runs from base 380 to 1090 and encodes 236 amino acids. Gene Ontology annotation, molecular function: protein binding. The transcript is spliced from 5 exons. Lineage: Eukaryota; Metazoa; Arthropoda; Insecta; Lepidoptera; Noctuidae.
UGUAUCGUACGUUUCUAAUGCCCGGAUUGCCCGGUAACGUUAGUAACGUGUACGCGCAUCCUGCAUGGUAGGAGGGAUAGGGGACCGCUCAGAACAGUUCAAUGUGUUGCCGCGUCUCCCGCGCAGCGCAGAACGGACGGCGACCGCGACCAAGCCACAGCGCAUCUUGUGCGCUCACUCUAAUAAUACUAUUCAUCAAAAACAACAACUGUGGGUGUGCUAGUGAUAAACCAAAGUGUUAAUGGAUUUAACACAGAAGUUUUAUACAAAUAGUCGAUAUAAAACAUUCGACAGUGACACCGGUGAAAGUGAGCUUUCUAAACGAACGUAAUUAUUCCGUACUGAGAUGUGGUCCUUCAUGAAUACUUAGGCAGCAUACAUGAGUGUCAGCAAGGAGGUAAUGCAAGGAGACAUACCCAAACUGUGUUUGCUGGUUGCUACACUGGCACUUGGGAGUGUGGCGGGAAGUGGCGGCGCCUGCGAGCGUGGCGUGAGCUGGUGGGACCGGCAGCGUGGCACCUGUACGCCCUGCACCCGAUGCGACCCUGCCAAACGACUGGUCGUCAGAUACCCCUGCGAGAUCCACAGAGAUACUAUCUGCCAGUCGUUGUUCGAAGCCCAGAUCUCUCCAUUCAAUACACCGAAACAGGUGCUUAAAAAAAACAAUGAAUCGAGUGAACUGGUUCCCAGUGAUGAGGAGUACGAGUAUGUGGACUACGAUAGUGAAGUGACAUCUAAUAAUGCAGUGGCGUGGGACCUGCAAACGAUCAGCCUGACUGUGGCUGCGAGCGGCUGCCUCGUGUUCUUUGUCGUGGUCCUGGUGAUGUCUCUCUACCAUGCAAGGCAGUGGAGGGUUAUUAAGCGAGCGCUUAAAUCAGAUGUACAAGAUUUAACAGCGAAGCUAAAGUUAAUGGAGGCUGGAGGUGAAACGACAGCAGCGCCAGUCGUGGCGACCGACCAUCACAUCUACUGCAACAUUCACAACUUGAGCAAGGAGGCAUUGCUUGAUAAGUCAUCAUUCUACAAAACGGAUGAUAAACGAUACUUCGAUAUCACUAACGUUCCAAACAUUUGGACAAAAGAAGAUUGAGAUUUAAUGAUUUCUCGAUAACGAAGCGAAACUGCGGAAAUAACCUACCGUUCAAAUUCAACGAAAAAAGGAUUGGGCAAUGUGUACACACAAGAGAAGCACAACUCAUAAAACCACCGAAUCGUUCUACAGCAAGUCAACAGUACAAAUAUUUCUUAAUUAUUCUAAAUGACCUCGCACAUCAAGAUUUAAAAAUAAGGAAAUUAUAUUUUCUUAAGAUAAAAUAUAUGAAGUUAAAGAAAUUCA